CACCUUCACAUCCUAUAGAGCCACCUCUAACAAAAUGGGACUUAUAAUGGACGCGUGGGAAUAUGCUGAAACAGCUACUGCAACUGUCGCCAGUGUAACCCUCUCAGCAGAUGUGAUCUUGCCUAGAUUUUUAACACCACGUCGUGCUAUUACUCUAUAAAGUACUUGCACGGUUGUCAUACCUGUUUCACCAACGUUCCAGAUACCACCAGGGCCUAAAUUCAAACGUUGGUAAACAGCAGUUAAAUAAGCGAUGAACAAAAGAACAAAACGUUAUGUUUGUUGAAUAAUGU
Molecule: messenger RNA, 293 nt
Organism: Acanthoscelides obtectus
Lineage: Eukaryota; Metazoa; Arthropoda; Insecta; Coleoptera; Chrysomelidae
Source: the annotation of a GenBank genome assembly